ACAAGGUAAAACUUUUCCAAAGGUUUUCACAGCAACAAAAAAGUGUAAAAAGGAAUAUGAAAGAACCCGUGUUACCAUCGACUUUGUCCCAGAGCCAGGCCAGAAAGAAAAGACGCGGAAUUGUUGAGAAACGGCGCAGAGAUCGGAUUAACAACAGUCUGUCUGAACUUCGCCGACUAGUUCCCAGUGCCUGGGAGAAACAAGGAUCAACAAAACUGGAAAAGGCUGAAAUUCUGCAGAUGACAGUUGAUCAUCUGAAAGUGCUGCACACAAGUGGCGGAAAGGGUCAUUUUGAGACUCCGAUAUUAACCACAGAUUACGGGAUUCUGGGAUUUCGGGAAUGCUUAUCUGAAGUGGCUAGAUAUCUCAGUGUGAUCGAGGGAUUAGACCAUUCUGAUCCUUUGAAGGCUCGCCUGGUGACACACUUAAAUACAUGUGUAUCACAGAGAGAGGUUGUAACUGCUGAGAAAGGCCAUCACCUCUUGUGUACAGGAUAUCCUCACCAGUUUGUGCUGACCUCUCUAUCUCAUUUCAGUCCUGAUGCUUUUGCACGCAGCUUUCCACCUUUAGAACAUAAUCAUCACAAGGAGUCGAUGCUCAGCGGUAUUCAUCUUGAACAUUUAAAUAAAUUGUCUUCUCCAGGUUUUGUGGUCCCUAUUCUGACAAAUGCUGCACAUGUAACAUCUUCAGUUUUGCCAAUUACUUCUCUGUCAGCUACACAAUUCCCAUUUUCCAUUGAUCCUCUACUGCCAGCUGCUUUAGUCCAAUCUCCAGUACAAACUGUAAAAAGUGGAAAACACUUCUGGACUACAGAAGUGGGGACUUUUUAGUUUGAAUAUUGGUUUAUUAUUUUUGAUGGUCUAGGGAAAAAAUUCUUCAGGUAUCACAUUAAAGUUUGCAUUGUGCUCACAAUUCCACGUACAUUACAUCAUAGAGGUAACUACAGCUAUGAGUAAAGUCAAACCUCAUUAUUAUAAACUCAGUGCAAUGGAAAACAGUUGCCUUUGCUGUACUUAAUGGAUUUAUAAUUGUACCUUGGCGGACAGCAAGGAGGCAUUAAUUAUAAUGAAAAUUUGCAAUAAUGAAUUCCAAUUGUACAUAAUUUAUUAUAUAUG
This is a messenger RNA of Chiloscyllium plagiosum (whitespotted bambooshark), 1115 nucleotides long. NCBI's taxonomy places the organism in Eukaryota, Metazoa, Chordata, Chondrichthyes, Orectolobiformes, Hemiscylliidae. The record is from RefSeq and is a predicted model, not a curated record.